UACAAAGUCUACGCUGGUGGGCGCUUUCCCUCGCCUGCCCGGCUUGCCUUGGGCCCGGGUCCUCCUGCCGGCGAGUGACGCUCUAGGCUGCGUCCGCCCGCUCGCUGCUCCCAGCGUCCCCGGCCGGAGCUGGACUUGGGGAGAAGGGGCGGCGGCGGCCACUCUGCUCCCCCCGCUGCUGACGGCUCCCUCCGCGCCUGGACAACGCCGCAGGUACGGAAUAAUCUCCCCUCUCUGCCCCCGGCCAGCCUGCGCGGUAUCCCUAGGCCAGGCUCUCGGCCAGGUCCCGGGUCACCCCCUCACCUCCCCAGGACAGCAAGCCUCCCCCCCCCCCCCGCACCUGCCGUAUCUCCUCCACAGCCCAGAAUUUAUUCCCAUUAUUCAUUACUAUUAUUACCCUCCUUUUCAAGUCAUGGCCCCAUACAUGGGCACCUCGUACGCCUGUUUUCCUCGUGUGCUCCCCUGCAGCCUCUCAGGGGUCGCCUCCCCCCAAUAAUCUCCCUCCUCCCUUCACCGUCUAUCUCCCAGGGUUUGCAUCCUUUUUCAUGGUUUCUCUUCACCUCUCAGCCAUUGCACUAUUAUUGCCAAGCAAAUAACAGUCAAGCAAACACCGUUCCCUCGCAUGCAAGUGAUGAAUCACUGUAGUCGGUGUGCUACCCUGUAACUCACUCUCUGUGACGCUGCUCUCACCCUGCGUCCCUGGUUGUGUGAACGCGUCUGGAGGGUUUUUCCUGCUUUCCCGGACUAAACACUGAAGGCAGUUGCUGGAGCCCUUUUUUUGCAUAGCAGGAGUACAUUUCCCAGCCCUGCCCAGCAGAAGGGUGGCACUUAGGAUGUUCUGCAUCUUUCUUCCUUGUCAAUCGCCUUGGCUUGCUUUGGCUUUUUAUAUUUCUUUUCACUCAUCUCUUGUGUAUUGCUGCCUUUUUCACAAAUGCUUUAUCGUCGGAUGUCAGGACCGACAUUGGAUGCUGAGCCAGAUCCUUGGGUUAGCGGUGCUUUCGUUGACUGGCAGUUGCUCUCUAGGAUUUGGAACUAGUUAAGCAUGCUAAUUUUUCAAUGUUUAUCAAGAAGCAAGUCCUUUUAAGACAUCACAAAGUUUGCAUACAGCUGCUCCAUGUAUAGUGGGAAGGGAAGCUAACCUGUGAUGGUUCAGGAGCUCUGAAGAAGCAGAAAAGAACAAAAGGGUUUCCAAAAAAGGUAUGGCUCACCGUGCAAUCCUAUGCAUAGCUACAUACUCUUAGUGAAUUCAAUGGGACUUACACCUAGGUAGGUUUAUAUUGGAUUGUUUUGGAUUGGAAUGAUACAAGUGGUACCAUUUUCCAUUUAUAUCUGUAUUUCUAAAUAUAGCGGCACUUUUGGGAAACUUGCCUUGAUAACUGUGAUGAGUGCAUUACAGGUGCUAAGUAGUGCAAAGGCCAUUGGCUAAAAGCAAUAAAUAUGACUGACAGUCAUAUCCUAGGCUCAGAAUAAUUUAUGCAAAUUAGUCAGAUUUCAGGGGUCAGUCUUCCAAAUGAUUUCUAUUUUUUGUCAAGGGUUUUGGUGGCAAUAAAGCAGGAAGGGAGGGGAACCAAGACUGGGCGGCAGUAGAAUUGGGGUGCAGGUAAAGUAUCCAGAGAGUUGUCCAGGGCCCAGAAACUCUGUUACUUUGAUAAGCAGAAACUUCACUUAUUAUUAUUUUAAUGGGCAAAACUAGAUUUGAACGGUAUAAAAAAUAAGCCACUUGUACAUUGCUGAAAACCAUUGACUUGGAACCAAUUGGAGUUCUCUGUGAGGUGGUUUUAAAAAAGAGAGUUGUGUAUCUUUCAGCCAUGGCUUUAAUGGGAAUGUAGUUCUGAUUUAUAACAUGUGCAAAUUGAAACUGUACAUGUAAUGCUACUCUUAGUGUCCAGUAGAUACAACCAACAUAGUUUCCAAAUUUUCCUUGGAGCCAUGAGGGUUUUAAACAAAGCCACUGCUUUGAUUCUCAACUCCAUUUUUUGCAGUAGCUAACCAUUAAAUCAUCAAAUUGUAAUGUUGGGAGGGACUCUGAGGGUUAUCUUGUCCAACCUCCUGCAAUGCAGGAAUCUCAACUAAAGCAUCCGCAACAGAUGACCAUCCAACCUUUUAAAAAUGUCCAAAGAAGGAGAGCCCACCACCUUCUGAGAGACUCCGUUCCACUGUCGAACAGCUCUUACCAUCAGAAUGUUCUUCCUGAUGUUUAGUCAGAAUCUCCUUUCUUGUAACUUGAAUCCAUUGGUUUGGGACCUAUCCUCCAGAAAACAAGCUUGCUUCAUAGUCCAUGUGACAGCCUUUAGAUGUUAGAUAACCAAUUCUGUAAUCUUACAAACCCAGAAGAACCCUGAGUAUAUCCUUCGCUUGUGGUCUGCUUGAGAGCCAUAUAAUUAUUUGAAAUUAUCAUUAGUUCAGUGCUAGUGAACUUUAUCUGCUUUCACUUUUUGCAAAUACAACCAGUGAAACAAGAAAAGGUGGUUCAGUUAGCUAUUCAGGUGUCAAAAGCAAAUGUGAUGUCUUGACAUCAGUGUUUGUUUGUGUAUAGGCUGCUGGGAUCUUCAGUUGAUAGAGGGAGCAGUUGUCGCAGGGUUGUUGUUGUUUAGUCGUUUAGUCGUGUCCGACUCUUCGUGACCCCAUGGACCAGAGCACGCCAGGCACUCCUGUCUUCCACUGCCUCCUGCAGUUUGGUCAAACUCAUGCUGGUAGCUUCGAGAACACUGUCCAACCAUCUCGUCCUCUGUCGUCCCCUUCUCCUUGUGCCCUCAAUCUUUCCCAACAUCAGGGUCUUUUCCAGGGAGUCUUCUCUUCUCAUGAGGUGGCCAAAGUAUUGGAGCCUCAGCUUCACAAUCUGUCCUUCCAGUGAGCACUCAGGGCUGAUUUCCUUAAGAAUGGAUAGGUUUGAUCUUCAGGUGAAUAUUGAAAGAUGUAUUCAGGAAUUGAAAUAGGUAGCAAAUAAAACACUUAAUUUCACUACCAUAGAUCAACUGACUUUAAGAUGUAUUUUACAUCAUUUAUUUUCUGAAAAGGAUUCAUUUAUAUAUUCAGGACAGAUUGUCUGUCAAAAAAGAAAUUCUUCUCCCACUGGGGGGAUGGGAAGUGUCCCCCCCCCCAGAAGUUCCUGGGGAGCAUUUUGAGAGUGGGAUGGCUCCUCCCAUCUUGCAAACCAUGGCUAAGGAAACUGGUUUUUGUUAGUGCAUUGUAGCAUGGAACCAUGGUUAAUGCUGGGAAGGAAAUAAGGAAAUUGUUUGCAGGAAACAAAUGUUAAUUAUCUACAAGACUGAAGUGUUUGAAGACAGUUUUUAACUGUAUCUUAAAAUGAGCAAGGAACUUUGUUGGGUGCUAGACACAUAACUGUUGCAUACAAGUUCCAUAAUACAAAUUUAUGUUUGAAUAUACUACUGUUUUGACUGAUGAGACCUGCUUGUGUUGUUUUUUUUUUUAAAUGAUAUUUAUUAAAGUUUCAAAGAAAAGAUUACAUAGAUAAAAAGAAAAGAAAAAGAAAAAGAAAUCAAAAAGAAAAAAUACAAAAUACAGAAAAAAGAUAAAAAAACACUUAAAAAAAAACACAUCGAUCUUUCCAUAACUUACAUUUCAUUACCUUACUUCCCUGACUUCCUCACACCUCCCUUUUUUGUAUUUCCGUUCUAUUAGUUAAUUCAGCAAUUCCUUUCCCUCUUUGUUUUUGUCUUAAUCCUUUAACUUAAUAUAUUAUAACUUUGAAUUCUCAUCUGUUAACAAUCCAUUUUUACAUACACCUUUAUAACAUUGCUGCUAAGACCACUUAAUUUCAUUCUGACAUCAUUCUAACAUUCAUUAAUUUUGUAGUAUUUCUGUAAAUAAUCUUUAAAUUUCUUCCAAUCUUCUUCCACCGACUCUUCUCCCUGGUUUCAGAUUCUGCCAGUCAUUUCCACCAGUUCCAUAUAGUCCACCACCUUCAUCUGCCAUUCUUCCAGAGUGGGUAAAUCUUGUGUCUUCCAAUACUUUGCAAUAAGUAUUCUUGCUGCUGUUGUAGCAUACAUAAAGAAAAUUCUGUCCUUCUUUGGCACCAAUUGGCCGACCAUGCCCAGGAGAAAGGCCUCUGGUUUCUUCAAGAAGGUAUAUUUAUAUACCUUUUUCAUUUCAUUAUAGAUCAUCUCCCAGAAAGCCUUAAUCCUUGGGCAAGUCCACCAAAGGUGAAAGAAUGUACCUUCAGUCUCUUUACAUUUCCAACAUUUAUUAUCGGGCAAGUGAUAGAUUUUUGCAAGCUUGACUGGUGUCAUGUACCACCUGUAUAUCAUUUUCAUAAUAUUCUCUCUUAAGGCAUUACAUGCCGUAAACUUCAUACCUGUGGUCCAUAACUGUUCCCAGUCAGCCAUCAUUAUGUUAUGUCCAACAUCUUGUGCCCACUUAAUCAUAGCAGAUUUCACCGUUUCAUCCUGAGUAUUCCAUUUCAACAGCAAGUUAUACAUCUUUGAUAAAAUCUUAGUUUUGGGUUCUAACAGUUCUGUUUCUAAUUUUGAUUUUUCCACCUGGAAGCCUAUUUUCUUGUCCAAAUUGUAUGCCUCCAUUAUCUGAUAAUAAUGAAGCCAAUCUCGCACUUUGUUUUUUAGUUUCUCAAAACUCUGCAGUUUCAAUCUAUCGAGACCUGCUUGUGUUGUUGCCAGGUCCCCUCUCAUUACUCCACUGGGCAGUUGACAGCCUUUUAAUCCUAAAUAUAAAUUGGGAACUUUGAAAUACAGUGGAACCUCAGUUUUCGAAUAUCUUGGCUGCUGAAUGUUUCGGAAGCUGAACGCCGAAAACACAGAAGUGAAUUCUUCCGUUUUCAAGCACGCCUCGGAAAUUGAAUGGCUUCUGAGGCAUGUUUCUCAUUUCCCCCCAUUCACUUUGCUGACAGCUCUUUAUUCCUCAGUUUGUGAACAUUUUGGAAGUCGAACGGUCUUCUGGAAUGGAUUAAGUUCGAAAACCGAGGUUCCACUCUAUAUAGAUUGCCCAGCAUUUACACACCUGAGUGCUUAGUGCGGAUCACUGUCUGUUUUGUUUCCUGUACGUUGUUUGCCUUCAGGUAUGCUGCUCUAUAUUAGAAAUUUGAUUUACUUUUUAUAGGAAUAUGCAUUACAGAUUUACAUUCUCUAAGACUGGUAGAUCAUUAAUUUUCUUUAGAUUAAGACCAGCUUUUCAUUUUGAUCCUGGUUGUACACACACACACACACACACACACACACACACAUUGUGAAAGCCUGUUAUACUUUAAAUUUCAUUUUAAUUUUCACUUAAAACCUACUUGAUAUGCUUUGUAUGUUGUUGUGUUAAGAUAAUUUUACAGCAGGCUUUAUGUCUGAGGCAAGUUUCCAUAUAUUAAUUAACAUGAUGACAGAGAAAAGGGAAGUGUAUCAUUCUGAAGGCACUUCCUGUUGCAUAGGUUGAGCUCUGUUACGAUGCAAUGGUAACUCUUUCCUGUGCAGAUCCCUUGGGAAAUAGCUGCCAGUAGAACAAUUUUAAAGUAGCAAUCACCUGUAAAUAUUUUGUGCUGAAGCAACUUAGAGGUUUAAAUAAAAAGUAACAUUUUGAUACGUUUUAUCAGCUUUCAGUUGUGACGCCACAUCCCUUGAUGUUUUUAGCGAUGAAUCGGCUAAUUUUUUUCAGUAGAGUUGAUAAUGUUUCACUUGAAAUUCAUUAGCAUGUCACAACCCUACUUUUCCUCCUUACAUGCUAGGUUGAGACUGGUGCGCUUUGUACAUGACGCCACUGUGAAAAUAUUCUGAGUCAUGUUCAGGGUAUAACCUGAAGAACUUCUCUGUAAGAUACAGUAGUGAUGUUUGUUGUAUAUUAAUUGGUUACAGAAUGUUUGGCACUUCAUGCCUGUGCAAAGGAAAUAUAAUUUACAGCCAAGCCAGAGGCAGCAGGAAAAACAGCCAACAAAAACAUGGAAGACAGGUGAGCUUCCAGAGGAUGGAAAAAGGCAGGCACUAUUCCUGAUGAUAAACCAAGACACUUAAUUUUCAUCUUAAUUUUUUGUAAUUAAUCAUUUUACUGAGAGCAGGAGGAGUUUUCAGUCACGGUCAGGAAGUGGAGCAAAUCACUCAAGGAAUUUCUGGAAUCCAGAGCAUUAGGGAAUUCUAAAACUCUGGUUGAUAAAAAUGAUCUUAUGAUCCUCUUUAGACCUCAGGUGUGUUGUAAUUUCUUGAAUGACUAAGUUGGCUUGUCUACAUUUUCUCACUUUUACUAAUUUGCUUUGCUGAAAUCCCAUUGCUCGUUUAUUAAAAAUUACCCACCAUAUUCCACACUAGUCUGUGUGUAUUUCUUACUUCUCAGUUCUAAUUGGCUUAUGGCUUUCAAACUUUCUGCCUGGUUGAAAUGCUUCCCACAUCAACCUCUCUGCCAAGGAACACCUGCACAGGAUUUUGGGAAGCUUUGUGAGAGGGACAAACUCAGUUCAUAAGGGACACUGGAGAAGACUAUUAGACCUCAAGGUUGCCCCAUGAACUGUGCGUGUGCCCUUAAAGACACCCAGCACAUUACAAGGGGAAAUCAGUAGUAAUGGGAAGGAAGUUUUUCUGUCACUACUGGUCUUUUCCAUUGCAAGAACUCCUGAUACACUUCUUAGGAACCUCCGUUGUCCCCCAAAACGUGUUUGAAAAACCACUGCUUUGUGCGAAGGUCAUUCAAAAGUAUGUGUUAUCUGAGCUUUAGACCAUCUACUAACUUAUUUUAUACAAAUACUGGGCCAAAAUUAUGUGUGUAUACCCCAUAUUUUAAAUGAACGAUACACAAAUCAUCUGGGUGGUGUUAACCCAUCUGAGUAAAGGCUAUUGCCUAUAAGGAUUAAAAAGUUAAAGGGACACCUGACCGUUAGGUCCAGUCGCGGACGACUCGGGGGUUGCGGUGCUCAUCUCGCUUUACUGGCCGAGGGAGCCGGCGUACAGCUUCCGGGUCAUAUGGCCAGCAUGACAAAGCCGCUUCUGGCGAACCAGACCAGUGCACGGAAAUGCCGUUUACCUUUCAGCCGGAGUGGUACCUAUUUAUCUACUUGCACUUUGAUAUGCUUUCGAACUGCUAGGUUGGCAGGAGCAGGGACCGAACAACAGGAGAUCACCCUGUCACGGGGAUUACUUCUGCAAUAACUGCUUGAUAUAUGGGUGUGGGCCAACCUCUAUGGAAGGUGUUCAGCUGCAGCUUGGCUGCCUGAGACAUGUAAAUGAAGGAAGCCACAACUUAAGAUCUAUUAGCAGAAUUCUGUAUAUGUCUACUCAGAAGUCCCAUUGAGUUCAGUGGGGCUUACUCCCAUGUCAGUGAGUAUAGGAUUACAUUCUAAAUUGCCUAAAUAUGAGGCAAUCAUGUUUUCAGGGUUGAGUGCAUUUUAAAGUAGCAAUUGAAAAUUUCACUUUUAUCAAGUAUCCGUGUCCAAAUGGAUACAAGAAAAAUGUAUUUUAUAUUAUUUAUAGUCUCUAAAUUAGUUAGAUCUCCUUUAAUCAGUCAACAUGGUCCAAUAGUAGUUUUAUUCAAAACACUGAUUUGUCAGAAGAGGAAGAGAAAUACUAAUUGCAAAAAAACGAGCUGACAUUAUGCUGUAAAUUGUUGUACUCAACUAUGUUGAGAAUGCUAUCCAAAUAAAAAUGCAUGUGAAAAAUACCACUAGCUUUUAGCCCCAACCCCCAGUCAUAACCCAGACAGUUAAAACUAAAAUAGACAAUCCUUAGGGCACAAAGGUUUAGUCACUGGAAGGGCACCCCAAGAGCCGUAGGUUUUUGUGGAUAGUCCUAUCUGUGGCCAGAGAGAGGUCUGCCCUUGGAAGUUCCCUUCCAGCCUUCACAAAAAGGACCACUGCCAAUGCCUUUUACUGACAGUGGAGAAGGCAUGAACAGUUUUUUCUUUUUUUGGGGGGGGGAAUCAAAGGAUGCUGACGGAUCCAAAACCCUUCUGGUACCCCUGAGGAGGUGGGGAAGAAUGCCAGCCCUGGCAUUGGCAUAUAUAUUUCUCUCUCCUCCGACCACCCAGCUUCUACCCUGACUGGUGUGAGACCAGUAAAACUCUGCACAGACCUGCCCUCAUUGAAUUGCUUUGUCUGUAACUAUUAGAAGCCAAAGUGAUGCCUCGAAUGCACUUGUACAGAGAACAAGGUGUCUGCUCCUAAAUGGCAUCUGAACGUAUGAACAAACCCUGCCUGAUAGAACAAAAUGGAGCACAACAUCAUUUCACUCUGGAUUCCUGGGUCAUUUUCCAAAGGCAAUUUCUUUUCUUGCUUUUAUGCAAAGGGUCAUAGUGAGAAACUGAAUUAAGGCUAGAACAUAGUAAAGGUGAAAGUGAUACUGUUGCCAAUCCAAGCGUUCAUUUUAGGGUGAAUUGCUAUCCAUCGUAUUCUGAUAGAUGAACUUUUAAAAGUGAUGACAAACCUUACUGAUACAAUUUUACUUUACAGUAAAUAAUAAGCAACCCUUAAAAAUUGUGAUAACAAAUAAUGCAAAUUCUGAAUGCGGCAUUCUUUUAAAUAUUCUUUCUGUUUCUCUUGAUUCCGUUCUCUGUAUCAGGUGAAGGAUGGCACAGUUCCUCUGAAGCUGUAGGCAACGUCUUGACAUCCUGGUUACCAUGACACCCAGUAGAGGACUGUGGGGGGAAAGUGGGAAUUCCUCCCCUCCCCUUAAAUGCUACUAAUGGCCAUGGCUGGGUAAGGAUUAAGCAAGGCAUUAAGAUUCCAGAGCUUUAUUUCCUCAUUUAUGUUUCAUCUCUGAAAUCCUACCCUAAGGUUUGACAGUACUCAUGGAAUAAUUCUCAUGGAAUAAUUCUAAAUAUAGAAAGCAAUUAAAUUGUCCCCAAAUGGUUGUGCCAUUGUUUUGGUCUUUUCCUUAGCAUGGAUGGAAUACGAACAUUCCUCAAUUUGAAAAUAAUCACACUUGCGAAACACAAAUUCCCUUGCAGCCACUCUGUGAUGCUGCACACAUGGAGUGACAUUAAUUCUGAAAUGUUUCCAAGGUUUGGCAGAAGGGAGGUGGCUUGUGUUUUGCUUUUCUUCAAGCUGUGUUUGGAGGGCUGGAAAUCUUUUUCUCCUUCCAUUCUAGGAUUUGCCCAGUGUGCUGACAUCAUGGGGAGUUGCUGUAGCUGCCCAUGCAGAGACAGUGUUCCAGAUCACCACCCCACCAAGUUUAAGGUAACAUGCUUAUUCAUCCUAUUCAAAGUGUUCUACCACUAGAAUUAUUCAAAGUUAGUUAAGGCACACAAAACUUCAUGCCGUCAAGGCAUUAAAGUAGUUAAGAGCAGCCAUUUCUACAAAGGAGACAAUAGAAACCCUUCUGUAGUUUUGCAUUGCUACCCCUUGAGUUUGGAAAGGUUCCUGUUCUAUGUGUGUUUUAUUUGGUAGUAGUGCAGAGCUCAUGCCAUUCAGCUUCCCAGUUAAGUUGCCUCUUAGUAGAUAAUAAAAAGCAAGGAAAGCUAUCUUGGUCCAUAAGAAAAAUACACCCCAACACACAUUUGGCUUACUAUCUAGCCUAAUGAAGAGUUAUGAAGAAUCUGAAAGCUUGCUCGCUGUUUUGUGACAUUUUAGUUGAACCUCACUCUGGCUCUUGAAAUUACUUAUGAGAUCAGUCACUUUAAUGGCUCAUUCCACUCAGUAGUUUUAGUUAUUAGGCCAGUGUUGGGUAGUAAGUCUUGGGUUAGCUUGUAAUAGGGAUAUAGCUUGAGUACAAGUAUAGCCAUUAAUAGAGGCAGGAGUCUCUUGGGGUAUAGAAUAACAACUCUUGUGCCUAAAAUCUUGUUGUGGACUGGGCUAGCAGCCUCCAGGUACAUUGGACUGACUGGUAUAUUUCCCUGACAGCAAAGUCAUCCCAAAAGAAUUUCACCAUUCUACAAGAGCCAAAGUAAUUGUAUCAAGGAGAUAUUGUUGGGACUGUGUUUUGCUAUGCAGACACAACCUGUUUGAAUAUUGUUUUAUAUGGUAUUUGUUCUGCCCACUAAGGUGCUAUUUGGCAUAAUGCCUGGAGCUCCUGACGACAGGUUUUGGUGUUUCUGCAGGUGACAAAUGUUGACGAUGAGGGCAACGAGCUGGGCUCGGGGAUUAUGGAGUUGACACAGAGGGAGCUUGUUUUGCACACACACAAACGUGAUGCUGUUCGGUGGCCAUACCUCUGCUUGCGACGCUAUGGCUAUGACUCCAACCUCUUCUCCUUUGAGAGUGGGCGCCGCUGCCUGACUGGACAGGGUAUGUGCAUUUCUCAGCAGGGACAGUGGCUUCAAAAUGUUCUUGCUACAGAAGGCUAGGCAGUUGGGAUAACAGCGAAUUUCUCUCCUCAUGGCAUGCUGUAAAUCUGAUCCUUGUGCAGAAACCAUUCUCUCCUCCUGUAAUAUACAGGGCAAAUUUUCAGUACCACCUUCUGCUAAAUGUUGAUUAUGAUCAUUUGUGGAUACAGUGAGACUCGGGACUUUGGGAUCUGUGCUUUGCUAAACUGUGAGGUCGCUCAGAUCGUUCAGUUACUGGCAUUCUGAUAGCAGUUAUACAACUUUUAAAAUAUGUCUGAUAAUUGGAUAUUUUUAAAUUUUAAAUUUACUAUUAAAUGGAUAAUAGUGAGACAGUCAGUUAAGUUUUAAUAUAAUUGAAAGCUGACACCAUAUCAUAAGAAGAUCAAUUCUGCCCUGCUGGGUCAUAUCAAAGGUCCAUCUCUAGUCUCCAUAGGCGCCCAGCCAAUAUUUUUGUAGUAAUAGAAAUUAGAAGGGAAAAUGGUCACUAGCAGAGUGCAUAACCCCUGCUGCAAUAUCCCUUGAUAUUCCUUGAGAACCACAUGCAAGGGUCUCUUAAGAUAUGCUUUAGAUACAUGACCAAUCCAAACCAAGUUCUCCUGAGUAGCCAUGAUUGGCAAGUGCUAUUGAAACCAUGGUUUGAACCUCUGUUUUAACUAAGGAAACGACUUGUUUUUGUGGUUUGUGUUAAUGCACAUGCUAUAUCAGGGCCAUCUUUAGCAUAUGUGGUGUCGGGGUGCAAAGAUCCGCCCAGCAUCCCCAAAUUACCAUAUUUUCCCGUGUAUUAGAUGAGGUCGUCCUAUACACGGAUAGUGUGUGGUUGGCGGGCGCAUCUGGUUGGCGGGCGCACAACUCUCUCCCAUGGCGCUGCGGGAGGAAAGCGUUUCCUGCAGAGGCUUGUGCACCCACCAGCCAUCUGGCGCCCCCCAGAAUUCGGCACCGGGGUGCCCUUCACCCCUUGCACCCCCGGGUAAAAACGGCCCUGUGCAAUAUGAUACUAUGGGCUAUGUGGGGGAAGGGCAGGGAUGAUGGUUGACUGGGGUGGAUCGUGCUGUGGUUACUCUGGCUUUCUCCCAGCUUGCAAACCAUGGUUUGUUCAGGUGCCAACUUCGGUUUGUGCCAGCAAUUUGUGUCUGCAUUACCCAAUACAUAAUGAUGAAUCACAAAAAAUGUUCAAAGUGCUGUAGUUAGAAAGCCAGGUUUCAUAUUCACAGGCUGUAGGCCCUGCUGUUUCCUUGGACCUCUCUACACAAGUGUGUGCUUUUGGACUUAUUUGCAUUUCCCUUCUUUUCUUUAUUCCCCUUCAAGUUUUGUUUUUUUAAAACAACAAAAACAACAACAAUAAUUUUUUCUUUUCUUUGCACGAUCCUUGCCUUUAUGCUGGGAACAAUAAGGCAGAAACAGAGUAGGAGUUAUUUGGGUUUUGUUUUUUCGAAAACCGAGAACAUAUUCCUUCAGAAUAGCAGCUGUUGUUGCCAUGCUCUUGUCCUGGUUGCUAUGGUUUUUUUGUGCGUGUUUGUGCGUGCCGAUGUCCAAUUGGUUAACUCAGUAUAGUCAGACAAUUGAUAGAAAUAUUUAUGGGGGAAGGGGAGGUGUUGGCAGUUUGAUAUACCAUAAAAAUGGGGGUCCCUCCCAUUCGUGUACCCAUUUCAGUUCAUGCUGGUCAAUAAGAAGUCAAUGAGAAUGAUCUGGUGGAAAGGAUAUAACUCCAAAACUGAGCUGGCAAAUGAAAUGGAAAAUGGCAUGUUUUGCUGUUCAUGCCUUACCUCUGCUAUUACAGGCUUACCGUGCCCAGCACAAGCCUUAUUUUGCUACUUCUUUACUCGUUCUCUCUUUGUCACCUUUUGUCUCCCUCUUUUUAACUGGGAUAUAGAAAGGGGCAGGAUGAGUGGAUAAGAGAAGGGAUGGAAUUGUUGAGAAAAAAUAUAUUUCAAUUUUUCAUCAAAACUUUUUAGGAAGACAUCCACCACCCUAACAUUAUAAUAAAAUGCCUCAUUUAUGCCAACAGUUCUGGAUUGUGCUCUGAUCGCGAAGAGAAUUCUCGCUUUCUGUGGCAGAGGAAUGUGUUUAAACAGGUUCAAUGUAUUCUUCACUGUCAGAAUAGUGUAACAAGCUGGUCAGACCAUGACUUCCCCUCCCCACCUUUUUCUGUCUGUCUCUGUAGCUGUAAAUAGCUGCCUGCAGAGAAAAAUGUACAGCAUUCAAGGAGCUUCAACGACAAAAACCAGCCUUGUCUCUCAUAUGAAGUGUUCUUUCUUCGUUUUGCAAAUAGCGUGCUUGCAGAUUUUCAGAAGGCUGUGCUCUGGUGGCCUCAGCAUGCAAACAUCAGGCUGGUGACAAGGAGCAGGACUUUUUCAAUGCCUCUGGAACUCUCUCCUCAAGGACAUUGGUCUGCAGUAAUGGACAACACAGAGGGGGCAUGCCAUUUACCCAACCUUUCUCCAUCUGAGUCGCUGCUGGGAUGAAAAUGGGGAGGGGCAAAGUGGCUGCAAGGUUGGUGUGGUGCAAAUCCAGUGCUCCUGCUGACUUGUUUGCACCACUCCAACCUCAUUGCCACCUUGCGCCUCCUUUUCUCUGUCCCCCAAUUUGCAGCAGCAAUUUGGCUGGAGGGAGGUAAGGUAGAUGAUGCAGCUCCACUGUGCUGUCCACUACUACCUACCUGGCCUCCUUGAAUUUACUCUUUAGGCAAGUGAACAGUGGAAUCAUAACUAUUUUUAAAGGACUUUGGUUAAUUUUAAUGUUGCUAGUUUUCUUUUCUUGGAUUAGUCAAUGGUAUUUGAUUUUAAUUUUUAUGUGUUUUUAUUAUAUAGAGACACUAUUCUAAACAACUUUUAUAUUAUUUAUGCAAUGACAACAUAUAAAUAUAUUCAUAAAUAAAUAAGAUUUUAAUUGAUUUACAGGUACAUUAUAGCAGGGGUGUGCUGAUGUCAAAUUUGUCAGAUCUACUUUGCUUUUUUCUAAAACCAUAAGAUCUCCCAUCUAGAGCCGGUAGCAAAAGACACAUUAUUAGAACAACAUGCCUCUGAUCACAUUCUGAGUGUAAGGAUCUUCUAUCACACCAGAACUAAACUGAGCACCUUUUAACAUAAAAGUCAAAUCCUGGUUCUCUUUCUUCAUUUCAGCUGCCUAAUUUAGGUUGGGAAUCAGAAACCUCUUUUGAUCUACUGUAGAUCACCCCAAAAUCUACCAGUACAUCCUGAUCUACCUUCUGCCUGCAUGGUGUAGUGGUUAAGAGCGGUAGACUUGUAAUCUGGGGAACCGGGUUCGCGUCUCCCCUCCUCCACAUGCAGCUGCUGGGUGACCUUGGGCUAGUCACACUUCUCUGAAGUCUCUCAGCCCCACUCACCUCACAGAGUGUUUGUUAUGGGGGAGGAAGGGAAAUGAGAUUGUUAGCUGCUUUGAGACUCCUUAGGGUAGUGAUAAAACGGGAUAUCAAAUCCAAACUCCUCCUUCUCCUUCUUUAUAUUGCUUUUUUAUGCUGUAAGAUAUCUAGGGGGCCUAGCUUCAGGCCCAAGGAUAGGGUUAUAUAUUUAAGUAAGUAAAUAUAUUUACUUAAUAGCCAUGUUAUGGCAUGCCCUAAUGGCUCUUCUAAGACAAGAUGCCUUUUCAAUCUCAGGUGUUUCGAUUUUGAUUUGCAGUUUAAUCCAGAUGACUCUAUCCAUUUGGUUCCUACGAUUCUUUUAUUAAUUCCUAUUAAAUCAGUUCCCCCACCACCAACCCUGCCUAACUCUUAGCACUGGCAUACGUGCCAGUAAAUUUCAUUGCAUUAUGUAAGUAUCUUCCGUGUGGAGACCCAGUCUGCAUGGCAUUAAAACAAAUCUUCCUCUUUUCUCCAACACUCUUGAUAAUUUGCCUAGGAAUUUUUGCAUUCAAGUGCUCAAGAGCAGAGGAGAUUUUCAACUUGCUGCAGGAACUGAUGCAGUGUAACAGCAUCAAUGUGGUGGAAGAGCCUGUUGUCAUCACAAGGAACAGUCAUGCUGCUGAACUGGAACUGCCCCGGACACCCCAGACACCCAAUAGUAAGGUCAUCUCUCAAUUUGUCAGACAGGGGAGUGGGGGUGUAGAGUUGUGUACUAGCUUUAUGGCAUCAACCACAGUUUGUUCCAGUGAGCAGGGAGGUGGAAUAUUUGUAUGAGGCCAAACUGGCUUUUUCAAGCCUUCCAGUAGGGCCUGUGAAAGGCCCAAGAGUGUCCCUGCCUUUUGUACAAUCCCCAGGGGAUUUGGCACGAUCAGUGUUUGGUUGGAGCUCAGCCGUUCCACUGUAAAGAGCUUAUAGCUGAGGCCAGAAGGCCAGUAUACCAGAACCUAGUCUUCUGGUGGGCAUUGCUGCAAUGCUAGCUACCAUAUACUGGGAAGGUGAAGCAGUGAAGCGUAUGCCAUGGUGCAAGUGCACUAGCGGAGCCAAUCCAGUUCUCUUAUUAUUUUGCUUGCACGAUGCCAACAUGCUUCCCCCUCUCCCUUUCCCUCUUGGUAAGCAGCAAUAACACACCUGUCAGGAAGGUAGCUUUGCGACUCUGCCCUACCAGGCAAGCUGUUUCUGCAGUCUACUUCUCCAGUGUAGCCCUAGCACUUGUGCCCAUAUGUCCUGUAUGGUAUGCUUACUGUAAUGUCUUAAGUUUUGUGCUCCCUUGUUUCCAAGGCAACUAUUUAAAACAGCAGUUGUCAGAUCGUGUUUUGAACUUCACUGCAAUUUCCAUCAGAAUCCAUCCAAGCUACUGUAGAAAGCUUGCCUGGAAUCUUUAGAUUCUUGAUGUCUGUAUUGGGUUGAGAAAGAAAGUUUUGCUCUGUGCUUGGAUUUGGCUUAGGAAUUUCUACAUCUCUACGUUUUGCCACAGGUAGCCAUAUGGUUUGGUUUAUAAGCAAUAUCCUUACAGUGGAGACCAUCACUGAUCGAUCUACUUCUGCUAGCCUUUUGCUUGUUUAUAUUUUGCAAAUGUGUACAGGAUAUUAUCUAAGGCUAGUUUGGAAGCUCUGCUAGAUGUGCUCAUGCUCUAAGGCUGAUCUCCUCAUCUUUCUCCAGCUCUCGGAUAUACAGUUCCAGGGUUUCCCAACGGAUUCCACAGCUUCCCUGUGGAGGCCCCAUCCUGCCCUGCUGCCAGACACGCCUCCAUGAGCAGCCUAAGGCAUUCCUCAGUUGGCGAGGACUCCACACAUGCCCUCAUUGUCCCUGAUGAGCAAGUAAGUUCUCCUUAUGGUCAAGGUGGUUGGAGGCUCUGGUGCAAUUCCGAAAAUAGGGCCCACCUGCCCCCGCAAAAGGAAUGCAAGGAAUAAGGUAGCUCAAAAUAAGUCAUGUGGUAUUUUAAAGACUAAUGCAUUUAUUACGGCAAAAGCUUUCGCAGACUAAAAAAAUAACUUGUGGAGUUUCUCAGCUCUCAGCAAAACCCAAACAUUAUUUUUUUUCCCAAGCUUGAUAAACAAAAAUAAAAUACUCUGAACAUGUGCAGUCUCACAUUUUAAGUGCACUAAACACAUCAUUGUUUUUGCUUACUUCCUGCCUUGAGCCAGUCAUCUAUUCUCAGCCUUACCUAUAUCACAUAGCUGUUAUGAAGAUAUAGAAGGUGGCAAAAGGAGACACUGUACUUGUAUCACAGGCAUCAAACUUUGGUUCCUUUCAACCAGAGUGAUUUAUCUUUAUACUAUAACCGGCUGUAUUUUUUCUGCCUCCCUGCCUGACUAUUUCAUGAUAAGAUGCAUGAGUCCUACCUGGAUUCAUUUGUAAAUUGUGAAUUCAUUAAUUCUGUGUUCACAGUGAGUAGUGCAAGGUGAAUGAAAAUACAAAGAAAAAUAGAAGUUAAAUCAAGGAUUUAAAAAAUAAUAAUGAGAAUUUUGAUUAGUUGAGCUGUGUGAUGAAAACGAAAAUGAACAACCCUUUCUGCUUUGUGGGAAUUAAAUCUAAACCUUUGUAGUCAUUUAUGUAUAAGCUAGUACGAUCCUAGGCAUAUUUACUCAGAAGUAAGCCUUGCCGUGUUAAACAGGACUAAUUCCAUAAUAAGUGUAUUUAGGAUUGCAACUUUCUAAUCAAGUUUACCUUCACUUUUGAAGGUAGUCAUUUUAAGCUUAGUACGUGGUAAGUUGCUUCAGGGAGGUCUCAUGCCACCUAAUGGCAGAGAUAGGGAACUUGUGGCCCUGCCGAUGUGGUUGGACUACAACUGCCACUAUUGAUCAGGCGGGCUGGGACUGAUGGGAGUUGGAGCCAACAUCAUCUAGAGCAGCCUUUCUCAACCUGUGGGUCCCCAAAUGUUGUUGAACUACAACCCCCAUCACCCCUAGCUAGCAAGGGCAGAGCUCAGGGAUGAUGGGAGUUGUAGUCCAACAACAUCUGGGGGCCCACACGUUGAGAACCACUGAUCUAGAGGCUACAGGUUCUCAAUCUCUGCUUUAUGCUUACUUUGCCUCUCAGACCCAUUACUGCAAGUCCCUCCUCUUCUGAAAGCAGACUCUCCUCCAGCCAUGUCAACACCUCCAGGUGUAUGUAUAGGUUUGCUGGCAGUUGUUCUCCUCUUUGCCACCUCCUCAUCCAUCUUCUCUCCUUGCAGUCCCACACCUAUGUGAACACAACCAGCGGUGAGGAGGAGAUGAGGGGCCGCCACUGCAUGCACUCCUUGCCUGAAGUCCACCCUCCUGUUUCCCAUCCCAGCCAUAGCUGCUCGCUAGAGGACCGGAACCCCCAGGUUUACUUACAGCCAGGGGAGGUGAAGUUCAUGUUGGGUCCUGCCCCUGGGUACAGGCACAUGAUGAAAUGCGACGGCUUCUGCCGGCCCCACUGGGAGUGCGCAGGGCAUAUGUGCACCCCCAACAACAACAACAACGAGUGCAAAGACGAAUGCCUCACCCCCAAGUACGUGUACGAGAACAUCAACGGCCUCCUGCCGUCCCGAGGUGCCUUGCUUCGCCGGGGCACCAGGCGCUUGAAAAUUGCCCGUGAGGAUCUGAACCCCCCCGGCUGCUCUCACCGCCGGGCCACCCUGCUGCACUACGAGAACCUGCCUUCGCUGCCGCCCGUGUGGGAGUGCCAGCCGCUAAGGCAGGACCAGGAGGAGGAGGAGGACUCUGGCGAUGCAAUGACGCCUUCCCCUAACGGUUACCCGGAACUCGAGGAAGACGACCCUUUGCAAAACUACAUGAACUCGGAAAGCGCUGUGCUGCAGGGGGGCUUGCGCAGGGGGGGCUGCUUGCAGCGGCGCCGCAGCUGCACGCCCAACGUCUUCAAUUUUGAUUUCCGCCGGCCCUGCUCAGAACAGCCGAGGCAGCUCAACUACAUCCAGGUGGAACUGGAGGACGACCCCCACAAAGGGUGCCGGAGCACCCCGGUCCCCUGUGCCUCACGUUCUGCCGCCCACCCAGCCCGCAGGACGGAUUCCUAUGCGGUCAUUGACCUCAAAAAGACAGCAGCCAUGUCCAGCCUGCAGAGGGCGCUGCCUCGGGACGACGGGACUUCCAGGAAAACGCGGCAUAACAGCACUGACCUGCCCCUCUAGGAGGAACGGCCGACCUGAGCACCGCAUUGUGGCUUCACACCGGCUCUUCAACUAAUCAUCGCAUCAUUGCCAUUUUCCCAUUGCUCCUCCUGUUUCCCAGUGCGACUCACUGGGAUGGCUCCAUCAAGCUAAUUUGAGAAAUGUAGCCUAUUUGUGCCUCUUCCCAGCCCCCCCAUUUCUCCUGCCGUGUAGUUCUUGAAGUCUUGCCAAGUGUUUGAAAACUUGACUUGUUUGAUAGCAGGGAGGGGGGAGCAUUAGUGAUCAGUGCUACUUGUUCUCCCCUCCCCUGCCCCUUUAUAUAGGAAUCAUGUUUGGAAAGCCUUCCCGUUUUCAUUGGAUCCUCUUGAGGAUCCUGCUGACAGAAUGUGGGGUUUUUAUGUAAAGCAAAGGAAUAUUUGUGGAGGAAGAAACACCUCCAAAAAAAGGUAGGGCAUGAGGGCUAGAAAGUUUAUACCUUUUUAUUUUUGAACGAAUGCAGAAAUAUAUUUAUUUUUUAAAUCCAUGUUAAUUUUAUUUAUUCAUUUAUUUAUUUUUCUGGGAGGUGGGGUCUCCCUUUUAUUUAUUUACUUAUUUAUUUAAUUUAUUUAUUUAUGUAUGUCAAGAGUUGAAGUGCCAAGUAAAUAUAGAGUAUAAUGACUUUGUAGUUCAUUCCUCUUUUGUGACAGUGGGGAUGGGGGAGGUCGUGUGAGGAGGAUUGCACCCCCCCCAUGCCAAUUGAAGGCCAAAUAGUGGCAGUAAGGAAGGAAGGGAUUUAGUUUAGCGGACUAGCACAGCUCCUCUGCAGAAGUUUGGAAAUGAACGCAAGGAUGGUCCUAGCACCAUGUACUUACAAAGUUGGCUCCACAUGCCGACAAAUCUGAUCUCGUAGCUCAAGUUCCUUUCUUCUUAUUGGGUGUAAUACACAUCUCUCCACCAUUGCAGCAAAAAAGAACCGUGGGACUGUAAAUUGCCAACCCCUAACAAAGCCCCGGGACGCGGGUGGCAUUGUGGGUUAAACCACUGAGCCUAGAACUUGCCGAUCAGAAGGUCGGCGGUUCGAAUUCCCGCGACGGAGUGAGCUCCCGUUGCUCGGUCCCUGCUCCUGCCAACCUAGCAGUUUGAAAGCACGUCAAAGUGCAAGUAGAUAAAUAGGUACCGCUCCGGCGGGAAGGUAAAUGGCAUUUCCGUGUGCUGCUCUGGUUUGCCAGAAGCGGCUUAGUCAUGCUGGCCACAUGACCUAGAAGCUGUACGCCAGCUCCCUCGGCCAAUAAAGCGAGAUGAGCGCUGCAACCCCAGAGUCGGUCACGACUGGACCUAAUGGUCAGGGGUCCCCUUUACCUUUUACUGACAAAGCCCCUAACAAACUUUUCAACACUGCCUUGCUAGUAGCUCUGCAGAAACUUCCCAAAAGCCAGCCUUCUUAUAGUAGUGCUAGGGAGGGAUGUGGAUUUAGAUGCAGCUCACUCUUUUGCUGGUGUCCUUUGGAACUUCUCUCCCUCCACCACACCUGAUUGUGCCCAUCUUUCAAUUCCAGCAGCCUUACUGACCCCCUCACACUGCUUCUUUGAAUACUUUGGUGGAUCCCAGCCCACCUUUUUUGGAUAAUCGGAGUCUAAAUAGAGCUUUUUGCAUAACUUUAUUGACAAGCACGGCUUUGUUUCACUGUGACUGCCAGGGCUGGUUUAGACUAAAAAUAACCCUACAGUAGGGAAUGUGAUUGUGGCCAUUUCUUUUUGCUGCUGCAGUUCUUCCCCCAGAGGUGGCUUUUCCGGAGAUAACUGCAGCACCUUACAGUCCUGAGAAGCUGUUCAGCUUUAUGGACUUUGUGGCCCUGAAGCCAUUGGGAAAGCUCAGUAUGUCUGAAGCCACUGGGAAAGUUCAGUAAGCUAAACAAGAAGGUAUUUUAGAACUUCUGGAAGCUGCUUCAUGGGUACUUUUUCUUAACUAUUGGAUUGCAGACCACUAUUCUGAGUUGUUUCUUUUUUGUCAGUCCCCAUAUUUUCAUAUUCAGAGGGAAGGGCCCUUAGCUCAGUGGUAGAGCUCAUCCCUUGCAAAGCAUCAGUCUGUGGCAUCUUCAGGUCGGGCUGAGAAAGGUUUUGAGAGCCGAUACUGGCAAGUCCGAGCCAGAUAGACUGAUGGUCUGAUGGUAUACAGCUGUUUCCCAUGCUCUUAUAUCCUACAGCUUCCCUGUGGGAGGCUGUGUGAAAAGCUUAUAAAUUUAGGCCUGUGCACACACUGCUGUUUCCUCUGGCUCCAGUGCACUCCAUGUGGCGUUAGCCACAUUGCACAUGCAUCCUGUGCUUUCCCAAGAAAUGCCUCUGUUUGAUGUGUUUCUCUUCAAAUCAUCUUCCACCCAAUUUGGUUUAAGCUGAGAUGUGCACAGUUCAGACAGCCGUUGCGCAUGCGCAGAAGACAGCACGUGCGCAGAUGACUGCUUCCUGGAAUAGGAGCCCAGAGGGGUUGCAGGCAUAGGGAAAAACAAAUCAAGCACCACACAUUGGGUGAUGGCACUCCUGCCGCUGCUCUGGUGUGUACAGGAAGUGUAAAGGCAACUUGAAAUGCAGCAGGGGAAAGCCACUUUGCUGUGUCUUAAGCUGCUCCUGCCUACGGACCCUCUUGCUCCAUACAAGCUAUUGUUCCCCUGCUCACUCCCCUUUGAACACCUUGUCUUUCCCACCUCUGUGUGAAUACAGCCAGUGAAAAUGUUUGUCAGUCACUGUACUGGGAUUCGAAACUGAUUCUAAUAUCGCAGCUGCCACGUGAGAGGUCACCUUGGAAGGCUUGCAUGGGGCGGCUGCUCCACGUGGCUUCAGCAGGGCAGAUGACCGCAGUGGCGAUGCCCAGUCUUCAGGAUUCCCCCCCUUGUUGCAUCCAUUGCGGUCUCGUGGACCACAGUUUAAGAACCACAGGUGUAGGGGGAAGGGGAUCCCACAAUUAAGGUGGACAGUCUAGUCAAGAAGCUGCUUGGAUUUAUCUUAAAGAUAACAAUGGAAUGCAGAGAUGGAUGUGCUAAAUUGAGAGUCUGGAUGGAUGUGCUAAUUUUAAAGAGAGUCUAAAAUUGAUCUUAUAAAUAUUGAUAUUAUAAAAAUGGAUCUUUAGAGCCCGAACCGAGAUUUCUUUCUGGUGACAAGAGUAAAACAGCAUGAAGAAGAGUUGCAAAUAAGUUUUCUUUUUUUUCUAAAAACAUUUCAGUGCAAAGUUUGUUUUUCAGGCAAAGGGCCAUCAGUAGCCAUUCUUCUUACCUCAUUUUGUACUGUUUCACUAUUGAAUAUCGUAUGAGAAAGUGAACAAGCAACCAAAGUGAGAUCUGUGAGUUUUGUUGUUGGGGGAAGACUAGGUACAUGCUCUGCAUGCCCUUUCAAUAGUCUUUCUUCUUACCUUAUUUUGUACGAGGUUUUUUUGUUUUUAAAAUAAAGUUGUAGGGGAAUCUGAUUACCUCUAGCAUCAUUAAAGCAGGUGUAACUUUUAGUAUUGAUUGCCCUAUAGAGACAGACUGAAUCAGUUGCAGUGAAACAAGCAGAGGGCUGCCACCUAGUGUUGUCUUUCAGAAGUGUAUGUCCCUUUGUCAUCAACUCUUCCCAUAGUCUGCCUGUUAAUUUUUUAGUAGAUCUACAAGCACUCUUUGCACAGCCACUGACCCAAUGGAACGUGGUGCUCUUUCAAUCUUUUUGACCAGAAGUGCUGGGGUGCCACUUUCUCCCUUGACAAAAGCUCAUUAAUAGGUCCAUGAUGGGCACAAAUUCAACAGGUGCAGCUUUCCCCGUUAUAGAGAUGAGUGAUGGAGAAAGCUACACAUCUGGGAUAGCUGCCUGCUGUAGACCUAUUUGGGACAGACUUUCCUCCAUCACAAAAAAGAGGCUGGGGUGGGGGAAGGAUGAUAAUUUUAAAAAGAGUCUAAAAUUGAUCUUAUAAAUAUUGAUAUUAUAAAAAUGGAUCUUAAAUAAUUGUAAUUUUCCCAGCCACAUGUGGGACCUUUCUACUCUUCCUCAUAAGCCUGGAGCUUUUAAUGAAAACUCAUGGAUAAUCUAUUUAAUAUAAAUAAGGAAAACGAAAGUCCAAGGUGCUUCAGUUCAGCCCUUGAUCAACUUCCACAGCAUGAAACCAGAUACAUUUGGUUCUAGUAGUAGGCCUCAUCAAGUCCAGCUUAUGACAAGAAAAUAUUUUCUUUGUUUCCUAAUCAUUUUUGUGUUGGUUUUCAUGCAGUGGGUUGUCUUUGACCUUUUGAUUUGCACAUACUUGCCUUGCUUUUAAACAGCCAUUGACAAAAUGUGGCUCAAGGGUGCAAGUGGAGCUUAUUUUCUCUCAUUUGUUACAUGUGCCAUGCUAGCCUUAAUUAAUAAAGCAAAUGGAAGAAAAAGGCCUUUUUUUCUUUUGUAAACCAGCUGCUGUGCUGCCCCAUCUCUGGAUAUAAGGUGCUCAGCAUCCCAAGUGGAUAUCUACCUGCUUUUAAAGCUCUAUCUGGUGCUAUGAGAAAGACAAUUAAGUUCAACACAAUGCUUUGGUCAACCACCAAGGCAAUGUCCUGUUCUGGCCUAACUUGGAUCGCCACGUUCCCCUCACCCUGCAGAAACCCCAUGCUUUUAGCAACAGUGUGUUAGGCAAUCUCCCUCCCCAUAGUAUAGCUUUUAUUUGCAUGGCCAAUGUAGAAAGCUGUCAUUAUUUAUUGCCUCCCACACAACUGGUAAAUGCACUGAGUCUCCCUGUGUCAGGUGGGAUGAGUGGGGAGGGAAAGUAAAAUGGCAACCUUAGACUACCUAUGGGUUUAUGACUUCUGUGAUCUCAUCCCCAUGUUAGUCUGUAUAGUCUGCAUCAACUUUGUCUCAUAGUGGGGAAACAAUAAUCUGUAUCCUAAGGGGAUCUCCCAGCUUGCUGUUUUUCAAACUUUUCUUAGCCUUUUAGCUUCCGGAACAUCUUAAGAUGUUUAUCCCCAAAUCCCUUGGGUAGUAAAAAUCAGCAUUUAAAAGAGGAGCCUUAGUAGGUAAGUUUGCUUACCAUUACAAUGUCCACACCAUUUCUCAUGAGGCUGGAGCAGGAACUACAAGUUGUGAAGCUGAGUAAUGGUGGUACCUACUCACUUCAUAGAGGUAUUAUGAAGAUUAACUGGUGUUUACAAAGGGUUUGAGUGACAUAAGUGCCAAGCAAGAAUCGUUACGACUGAAGUUAGUUUGUAUGUCAAAUGUAAUCUCUGGUUGGUUGUGACUUUAGUUUUGCAGCCAGUGUGAAAGGGCUGUCCACAUACCUCUUAAUUCCCAAUAUACUUGCCAUUGCUCCAUAAUGAGUGUAUCUGUACUGUUGCUUGGGGAGUCAUCUUGUCCUUUGUGGAAGAAAGGGUGACUAUUCUUUAUUUGCAUUCGUAACUUUUCUUAACAUUUGCCCCCAACUAUUUUGCUUAUAUUUUCGCGUGGCUUGUUGACACUUUCUUUAAUUGCUGGAUUGCAUAAAAGCAGAUUGGCACUGUCUUUUUAACAGCUGUGCCAAUGACACAAGGUGCCAUUUUCUCUCAUUCUAGUGGCAAGACAACCUGCAUCUGCUAGUAUUUUUGCUGAUGUGCAGGCAGUAAAGGUACAGGUGUUCUAUUUCCUAGGGAUUGUGGCCACCUCAUCACGGUGUCCUCUCAGGAACUUUAACCUCUGAACUUCUGUGAAAAUAUGCUAAAUUCCUACAGCUACUUUAGGAGAAAGAAUCUAAACAAUUAGCUAAGGAAGUUACGAGAUUGGCAUAUGCGAGCCAGUGACUAGGAUGAGUGAGGGGAUAGAUUAGGGAGGAAUCUGGUUACAUAAAGGGGAUACCAUUUCCUCUGCAAGUGAUUCAUUUUGAAAAACCCAGCUUUAACUAGGCAGAUCUCAAGCUUUUACCCUGUGCAGUUUUCUUCAUAGUUAACUAGUACUGAUGUCUUUGCUGACUAUCUGAUGUGGCAGGAAAGCAAAGGCACUUGGGGAUGCCCAGCUGCUCUGGCCACAAAAGCUGCUCUGUGGUUUCUUUCUUCACUGGUUCCUGCUCUGUAUCCUCCGUUCAUUCUCUCUUUGUAUCUCAUCCGAUCGUAUCCUUCAAAGCAAAUAGCAUUAGCAGUGCCAUGUGAUUGAGGAGCGCUCGUGUCUUAUUUUAAUGUGCACUACGAAUGUAUCCAAAAUAAAUGAAAUCUGAUUACUAUC
Messenger RNA from Podarcis lilfordi (Lilford's wall lizard), 23803 nucleotides. Lineage: Eukaryota; Metazoa; Chordata; Lepidosauria; Squamata; Lacertidae. The record is from the annotation of a GenBank genome assembly.